CCUGGUUGGCGCGCGGCCAGGCUCCUCCGGAGAGGGCCGGCUCGCGCCUUCCCCUCCUCUCCUCCCUCCGUCCUCUGCCGAAAACCCGCAGACGCGCGGCUCUGCGCAGCAACAGGCGAGAAGAAGGGAGCGGCGACGGCGCGCGGGCCACUUCUUCCACGGGAAACCUCCCGAAGAUGAGAAACGCGUCGGCGCGGACGGAUCCCCGGGAGUUGCGACGGGAGUGAUUUGCUUUUCCUCCAGGAGAAAACAGCCCGGAUUACGCGCGUUGCUUUUCCGCCGCAUGAGACGUCAAAGUCCGCCUCCACCAACAAAGCGGGCGCCUUUGAGCCGGACCGGACCCCCCCCCCCUCCAGCUCGUGAUUUAAUGCCCCCGGGUCUCUGUGGAGGCCAGUGAAGGAUGCCAGGAUGCCCUCUCUGAUCCCCCAUCUGCUUGUCAUCUGGAUCAGCGUCCACAGGCUGGCGUGGUGCACGGAGCGCUCCUCGGCACGGGAGCGCUUCAAGGUGGUCAUCGCUCCGCUCAUCUGCAAGCGGAUCUGCCUGAAGGGUCAGUGCCAGGAUACCUGCGAGCAGGGCAACAACACCACGCUGAUCGCCGAGAACGGGCGGGGGGCCGACACGCUGAUCGGACAGGGCUUCAGGGUCGUCGUGUGUCCCCUGACGUGUCUGAACGGAGGCGUGUGCAGCUCCAGGAAGCACUGCCUGUGUCCGCCCGGCUUCACCGGACGCCUCUGCCAGUUCCCGCUGCAGCAGACGCACCAAGCGCAGGCGGCGCGGGGCAACAAGCAGCCCGUGUAUCCCAUAUCUCUGAAGCCUGAUGGCCAGAAGCUGGUGGAGCAGCCGGUGGGGCGCAUGCAGCACACAGUGUUCACGCUGCCCUUCACUCACUUAGGCUACCACUCAUCAGAAGUGCAGAUCAACGUGCGCGUCCCCCACGCGUCCGUGGAGCACUCGCACGUCAAGCCGCCCCACAAGACGGCGCAGCGGCCGGCGCCGUCCAGACACAAGCCCAAGGGCCGCUGCUUCCAGGAGACCACGCCCAAGCAGGCUUGCAACAGCACCCCGCUCCCCGUCCUGACCAACCAGGAGGAUUGCUGCGGCAGCGUGGGCAACUCAUGGGGGCAAAACAAGUGUUAUCAGUGUCCCAAUCUACCAAAUGCAUCGGUCAAACAGACCAUUGUGGAGGACUAUGGGCCAACAUGUCCACAAGGCUAUAAAAGAUACAACAGCACACACUGUCAAGACAUCAACGAGUGCUCCCUGCAGGGCGUUUGUCAGAACGGGGACUGUCUGAACACACUGGGCAGCUUCAAAUGCUCCUGCAACAGCGGUUACGUGCUGGACAGAAACCGAUGCGUCGAGUCUCCGCUGGAGUCGGCCCAGUGCUUCCUGAUGGCGUCCGAGAGCAGGGGCUGCGAGCACCCGCUGCCCACCCACAUCACCCGGGACACGUGCUGCUGCACGGUGGGCAAAGCCUGGGGCCGCGGCUGCGAGCGGUGUCCGCAGGUGGGCACAGUGGCCUUCAGUAAGAUCUGUCCUGCUGGGAAGGGCUACUACCUCCAGAGGGAGACCGUGGCCUUCUCCUUCAAUCACGACAAGCCUCCGGAGGCCACGCCCCCUGUGCAGCAGGCUCCCACCAGCACCAGCGCGUACCGUGUGCCAGUUACGAAACCCACCCCUCCUCCCAUCGUCCGGCUGACCCCGGGCUACGGCCCCCACGAAACACAGACCAAAGUCCUGCCAGAGACAGAUGAAUGUUCACUAAGCAGGAACAUUUGUGGCCACGGAGAGUGUGAGAACAGCCCGAACGGCCACAUCUGUCACUGUCACCCCGGCUACCAUCUCAACCCGCAGAGGAACAUCUGUGAGGAUGAAUGUGACUCAGAGCCGUGCGGCCACGGCCGAGGCUUUUGCGUCAACACAGAUGGAGGCUACCGCUGCUUCUGUCGUCAGGGCUAUAAGCACCUGGUGCAGCAAGGGAGACUUAAGUGCGUGGAUGUGAACGAGUGCCUGAAGCAAGACAUCUGUGGAGCUGGGGGCCAGUGUGAGAAUCUGCCCGGUUCCUACAAAUGUGAAUGUUACAGCGGCUUCAAGAGCAAGUCCCACCGUCAUCCAGCCUGUGAAGACAUAAACGAGUGUUUGAAUCCUGACGUGUGUCCCAACGAGCAGUGUGAGAACACGCCCGGCUCCUUCGAGUGCGUCCCCUGUUCCCCCGGUCACGAGGCCCGCGGCGGCGCCUGUUACGACAUUAAUGAGUGCCAGAAGCCUGGUGUCUGCCCUAACGGCCGCUGUGAGAACCUCCCGGGCACCUACCGCUGCCUGUGCAACGAGGGCUUCCUCCCGUCUGCCGACAGCAAAGGCUGCAGCGACAUUGAUGAGUGCGAGGACGUCAGACUAUGCGCCUAUGGCCACUGCAUCAACACAGAAGGCUCCUUCCAGUGCCAGUGCUACCCUGGAUACCAGCGCACGCAGGAGGGCAGCCACUGUGAAGACAUCAACGAGUGUGAAAGGCCGUCUAACUGUCAGAGGGGCCACUGCAUCAACAGCAUGGGCUCGUACCACUGCAAGUGUGAGAAGGGCUACAUGCUGGUGGGAGGCAGAAGAUGCCAAGACAUAGACGAAUGCGCCACAGACAGAAGUCUCUGCCAGCCGUACGGAUUCUGUGAGAAUAAAGCCGGCUCGUACGAGUGCGUCUGCAACCACGGCUACGACCUCUCCGAGGACAAGCACAGCUGUGAGAUGCAGAGGAUGCAGGAAGAGAAGAAGGAGUGCUACCUGAACCUGGACGACACCGUGUUCUGUGACAGCGUCCUGGCCACCAACGUCACCAAGCAGGAGUGCUGCUGCUCCAUUGGAGUGGGAUGGGGAGAUCACUGCGAGAUCUACCCCUGCCCCGUGUCCCAGUCAGCUGAGUUCCACUACCUGUGUCCAAACGGCCAAGGUCUCUACUAUGAAGAAAGACUCCAGUACAGCCUCCCAGCGUACCAUGAUAUCGAUGAGUGCGCUUUGUUCGCGGACGAAAUCUGCAAGAAAGGUCGCUGCGAGAACACGAUGCCGGGCUACGAGUGCUACUGCCAACAGGGCUUCUACUACGACGGCAACCUGCUGGAGUGCAUCGAUGUGAAUGAAUGUCACGACGAGUCUCUGUGCACUAACGGUCAGUGCAUCAACACCGAAGGAUCCUUCUACUGUAACUGUAACCAGCCCUGGAUUCCAGACCCCUACAAGAAGAAGUGUGUGAUGGCAACAGUAGCAGAUGUGAAUGAGUGUGAGGACCCGCAAAACUGCAAGAACGGCCACUGUGUGGACACUCCGGGCUCCUACUACUGCAUCUGCUCUCCGCCCUGGACCCUGGCCACCGACCGCAACAGCUGCGUGACGCCCGAGGAACAAGCUGAUGUAGAUGAGUGCCAGGACCCCUCGUACUGUAAGAAUGGGAGGUGUGAGAACACGCCCGGCUCCUUUCACUGCUUUUGCGACCCUCCCCUCACCUUCAGCGCAGCGUUGAAACAGUGCGUCUUUGACGAUCGCACCGCAGCCCACAAGGACGUGUGCUUCCUGCAGGUGGACGAGGGCCUGAUCUGCAGCGAGCCGAGGAACGGCAUGGUGGUGACCUACUCGGAGUGCUGCUGCCACUAUGGCCGCGGCUGGGGGCCCGAGUGCAACACCUGUCCGUCCAGGAACUCAGAAAUGUUCAGCCGUCUGUGCGAGAUGCAUCUGGAGACGGAGUCUGAUGGAGAGCAGGAUUUCCUGGCAGCUUUUGCCUACAACCCAGGCGACAGCUCUGAGGAGGAUUCAGAUGAAUGUAGCUGUGCAAAUGGCCGCUGUGUGCGCUCCUACCUGGCCACCAUGUGUGAAUGUAACACGGGCUUUAGGCCGGACCACUCCCGCACCCGCUGCAUAGACAUCGACGAGUGCGCCGAACCCGGGGGCCGCGGCGGCCUGUGCAAGAACGCCCGCUGCGUGAACACCGCCGGCUCCUUCAAGUGCUACUGCAAACACGGGUUCGUGCCGACGCGCAGGCAAAACAUAUGCGUCCGCCGCAGAAGCCGGUAGCCACGGUUACAAGCCCCAUCUCCAUCCCGCACACGGAGCCCGUGCUCAGCCAGAGCCGACGCACAGCACAGCCUCCCCUCCACAUUUAGAGAAAGAACCCACGCAGACGGGAAAUAGGUUUGUCUGCUUAACGUUUUUGUAAUUAUUGUUUUGAAGCUGAUAUUUUUUAAGUUCAAAGUGUGCAUUUUACAUCUUAAUUUGAAUCUGUGUUGAAGCUCUUGUUCAGUAUUUGCAUACUGUAGGAAUGCCACACUAAUGUUUAAAUGUUAUGGUUGUUCCCAUUCACAUUCUCCAGUCCACAUUUUUAAAUGUGUAAAGCUAAAUUGUCGUCUGAAUUGUAUUUUCCAACAACAUAUUGUUGAUUUUGUGUUAUUGUACAGAUUGUCUGAUGGAUUAAUGGUUUUUGUUUGACCCUCCUUCCCCUGUUUACUUGUUGAUGUAACGUAUGAGACAGACUGAAGUUUUUGUAUAAUUUGACAUGUGCACCUAAGUGGACUUUUAAGCUAGGAAAAACUCAUGCACUUAGCGGUGAAUAUUAGUGAGCAUAUAUGCUAAAUGUAGCUUGUUCUGAAACUCCAGGAAAGUUUGACCUCCGUUGUCAUAACUGCUGCAUCGAAAUAUUUAGAAACCAAAGACGGUGUUGAGAUGACAAGAAGCUGAUUAAUAAAACAAGAUGUUUACCUGUGA
Molecule: messenger RNA, 4743 nt
Organism: Betta splendens (Siamese fighting fish)
Lineage: Eukaryota; Metazoa; Chordata; Actinopteri; Anabantiformes; Osphronemidae
Gene: ltbp3
Product: latent transforming growth factor beta binding protein 3
Exons: 27
Coding region: 409-4056 (1215 amino acids)
Molecular function (GO): calcium ion binding
Source: RefSeq, a predicted model, not a curated record